Closterium sp. NIES-65 is the source of this 5334-nucleotide messenger RNA. The record is from the annotation of a GenBank genome assembly. Lineage: Eukaryota; Viridiplantae; Streptophyta; Zygnematophyceae; Desmidiales; Closteriaceae.
AUGUCAGACUAUUACGAUGCUGUGGACUUUCCAGUGGAUGGUGGAGAUAAGCCGCUGACAACCGACGAAGUUCCUUCUCUUGAAAGCAGGCCUGCCUUGUUGGACCGACCUUGGAAGAGAUCAAGUGCUUUUGUCCAAGUCCAGUACAUCAUACGCGUUCCAGAUUCUCCAGAUUUUUCUGGCGUGAAUGCUGAGCUAAUAUUGGACCUGAGUGGCUACCUUGAGUUUGAUGUGGGAAGGCUGGAGAUUUCAAAUUCGAUUGAAGUCUUGAAGCUGCUUGGUGAUGGCAAGUCAAUUCAUGAUGUUAGCCUGGACGUCAUGAAAGUGGAGCGUCCUCGGCUGCUGCUGGCUCCACCAUUCAUCUCCCACCUUUCAAGUUUCUUCACUCGCUCGGAGGAUGUUGAAGCUGUAUCUGCUGCUGUUCCUCGAUGGGAAGAUGCUUUUCACCUUCACACACCAUACACGCUUCAGCAAGCGCCUGGUGUUCUAGAGAUUUCCUCUCAGAAGCCUCUUGUUGCAGAUGCGCCUGGUGUGUCAAGUUUUACUUUUGAUGGGAACGGGGGUUCCAUCGAACUGCUGGCUGCUGGGCUCACCGAAGCUACUGCUGCUGAAGCUUCUCUGAUCAUCGUCGGCCCAGGAAAACACCUCCGAUUCAAGAACGUCCACAUCUAUGCAAUUGGGUUGGAGUUGAUUGCCAUAGAUCAGGCACGAUGGGCAGCAAUACAAUUAUCUUCUCCAGAGAAUCUUUUGAGGCUCAAGGCUUCUCUGUAUCUCAGCAUUCAAACUGUGCGAGGCAUGUCGGAGGUGAACGUCGCAGUCAGGUCAUCCGGGAUCAGCACAGGCUCAGGGUUGUGCGUGAUAGAGCCUGUUGAUUCUAGAAUGAGGUUCACAUCCUCAACAGGCUACACGGACAUCCAGUUUUCAGUUUCCGAUCUGCGUACGCACUUCACGUUCAACACGGUGGAGCUCAUCCUGAGGAUGCAGGAGAAGUACAUGAGCUCAGUGUACAGUGUUGCUGAAAAUCCUCAGCAUUUGUGCUUGCAGUUCAAGAAGGUGUGGGCAUAUGCAGGAAGGUCUGAUAUGCAGAGGAUUUCGUUUUGGAGACCAAUUGCACCACCAGGGUUUGUUGUACUUGGACCACUACCUCCCUCAGCGUCUGCUGUGUACUGCAUAGAAGCAUCACAUGUGUCCCCUGCAGCACUUCGUGGCUGCAUAACGAUGACACCACUCAUCAAGAUAAGCCUUGACAAACUGGUCGUGAAGUCACUCCACUAUGGCACCAGUGAUGUCCAUCAGGUGUCUGCUGGCUGCUGUGUGGAUGCUUUCAACAAUCAGCAAGAUGCUUGGGAGCCCUUUUUGGAGCCUUGGCAUGGGAUGGUCAGAGCUGAGUUGGCUGGGAAGGAUGGCCUUGAGCCACCACUGUCAACUUGUCGAGUGGUGUCCAACAGCAAGGUGAACAUCAAUCUAUCGUCAGUGAACGUCAAUCACUUCGGGGAGGCGUAUGCAGACUGGCUGAAGCUCCUAGAAUCCAAGGAGGAUGCAGAGAGGGCCAUUCACAUGAUCGAGCAUGAUAAGGAUGAGGAAGGGGACACAGAAGAGUACACACAUGCAACGGAGCGGCCUGCCUACAUCGUGCAGCACAAUUCAUCCGGCAUUGAUCUAUUCUUCCGAGUGGUGGACAAGAAGUUGGAGUCUAGGGAAGGAGAGACGGUGUGUGUUGCAGUGGAGCGAAGCGCUUUCACAGGAUUGGUUCUUUUCAGUUUCACUUGGGCUGCGAAGCCUGGCGUGAAUAUGGCAGAAAUCGAGUAUUCAUCACACAAAAAUUCCACCACAGGCCACUCUUGGCUCUCCUCCAAUCUUGAGCCUUCCUCCAAUGAUGAGCACAGCAGCGCUACCGUGCAUGCUGCUGUAUCAGAACGAGCAAGGGAAGGUGCUUCUCAGGACGAGGGAGGUGGUGGAGGAGUUGAAGUUGUUGAGAUCUUUGAGAACGAAAGGCAUCUGCCCUUCCUGGGUUGGAGCUCCUCUAACCUACUUCCUAUCGACCCCAAGGGCUGGAGCGACCUCAAAUCAAAGUCGUCCUCAAAGGGUUUCAAGGAGCCUGAGCUGCCUGCUGGCUGGAUCUGGAGUUCCGGCUGGCACAUUGAAGUUUCUGAGCACGUGGACAAGGAUGGGUGGGCGUACUUCCCAAGCUUUUUGGAGGCAUCGUGGCCACCCAGAGGCACUGCACAUCGGGCGCUUCCUCCUUUCUCGGACUUUCCUUUGCUGACCCUUGGGAAGACUGAAGAGUUGCUGUCCUGUCAGCGAUCAUCAACAGACAGUGAGCACCCAGAAACCCGCUGGAUGCUGGUGGAGUCAAUCGGCACCCCUUUAAGCAAGCGCUCAAGCUUCACUCCAACCGUGGACUGGGAGAUUGUUGCAGAAGCGCCCAUGACUUUCUGCAACUUGUUGCCAGAGCCAAUCACCCUGUCCAUCUGGAGCUCUGAUCCUCCAUCCACUGAGGUUCUGCUGAAGGAAGAUGGCCUGGUGUUGGAACCUGGAGCCAAGAAGGGCAUCUUGUCUGUACACCCGAAGGGUCGUCUUCUUGUGUGUCUGAAGAUUCGUGAAUCAUGGGUUCCACCAGAUGAAUCCGAGGAGCGUAUGAUAAUCUUUCACCCUCAAGAGCCUCUUCCGUCAGAAGUCACUCUGAUGCACAAGGAUACUCACAGGCAUCUUCAAGUGUCCAUCGAUCGGACUUGGUCUGCCACCUUUGGCACGCUGAAGGAGGUCACCUUCUCAGUUCCUUGCUGGGUAGACACAGCUGGCUGCCCGCCCGUGGUACUCUCCCUGUCUCAUGGGACUUCAGUUGCUGCCAUAGCUAGUGGUUCCUUCAAACGGCCAUGGACAGAGCACAAGUGGAAUGGUAAAACUUCAAUGAAUCUGCUGCGGAGUCAAUCUACAAAGGACGAAGUGGUGAACGUGGGGACUGAGGGACGAAGCACAGUGAUGCUGUCUCGAUGUGACGACACCUCUGUUAUCCGCUUUGCAUUGGAUAGCUCAGGGGGCGUGGAGGAGUAUGGGCCCGACUUGUCCAUUGCAACUGUUCAAUCUCAGGUUCGUACUAGUUUAUCCACGUGGAGCUAUCCACUCAAGCUCUCAGUGGAUGCUGAGGUGAUCGCUGUUGUGCGACUGCUGAGAGACAACUCCCGCCACUUCAUUCGAAUAGACGGCCGAGCUGGAGGGGCCACUUCCAAGCACAUGAUAUCAUUUCGCCACACUGUCUGUUUCCGGCAAAGUGGUCUACCCAUGACAGCAUGGGAGGUCCUCUUGCCAAAGUCAGCUGCUGCAUUUGCUUGGGAAGACCCAGGCGGGGAUAGAUGUUUGGAGGUUUAUGCCCGCACCCGUGAGGAGUCCACUGGAGAGUCUCUAGAGAGCAGAGCACAUCCUCCAGGCUCCAUGCUGUACGAUCUGUCAGAGCCAGGAAAUCUUGCCUCGCUUCCUCUGCCUGCUGCUGGUGGACGCCUGCGCGUUCAGUCAUUUGACUGUGACAGUGUCCGCAUCAUCCGCUUCAUGAACGGUGGAGUCAUGACUGGGGAGGAGGACCAGCAGCAGCAGCAGCAGCAGAGGGAUGGUGAGAUGGCCGCACCUGCUGGCUCGACGCUUGAGCGGCAGCAUAGCGCCAAUGUCCUGAACAAGGGCUCAAAAAUGGAGAUCAGUUUGGACCUUAUGAGUGUGGGGCUGUCAAUUAUUGACCAGCGACCUCAGGAGUUGCUGUAUGCAUUCUCAGAAGGUUUCCUGCUGAACUACCGCUACGAUGGGCAAGAUGACUCAAGCAGGUUGAAGCUGAUUCUGAAGAGUCUGCGCAUUGAUAACCAGCUGCCUCUGUCUCCCUUACCAGUGCUACUGUUCUUGGAGCAGAAAGGCAUGCCUGAAAAGGACCACGUUUUCAAGUUCCUUGUCUCGUCUCGUGGCAGCAUGAAGCAAGACGAAUUGGCACAGGAGCCGUGGCAAGUGAAUGUGCAUGAGGCCAUUGUGUGGCGGCUGUGGGAGCUUAUGGAGAGCAUUUACUGGGAGCACUUCUUUGCUCCGGAGUCUGCUGGUGCUGACGGAGGGGCAGUGGCUUCUGUCCAGCUCCUUGGCUCGUGGAGUAGUCUUGUCACUGCAGCAGGGAACACCAAGCGCAUGCCAGUGAGUAAAUCCUCAAUGUACGCACAUGCACAGGUCCGGCUGUCAGGGGCAACAGCCGAGUCAAGGCGACUGCGCAGGAGCAUCUUCAUGGAGGCAGUGGUGCGGCAUGUGCUGCGGGAUCUCUUACACCAGUCACUGCGCCUGCUGUCCGGUGUAGACGUGCUGGGAGUCAUCAGCUCCACUCUUACUGCUCUCGGACAUGGAGCUUCGAGGCUCGUACAUAAGGAGGACAUGAGCAACAGGCACUUCCAGCAGGCUCUUGGCAACCAGCUGGACAACGUUGGAGAGGGCCUUCUUUAUGGCGCCGAAGCAAUGGCGAAAGGAGUGGCCUUAGGGGUGGCUGAUGUCCUCGUCCGUUCUCGCUCCGGCUAUGAGACCCACGGGCCACCAGGACUGCUCCUUGGCCUCAGCAAGGGCUUGGCAGGGCUUGUGGUGCAUCCAGUGACGGGCUGCCUGCACUCUCUGGCGUUCCUUGUCGCCGGCGUGGAUGCGUCUACAGCUUCUUGCGCUCGCAUGGUGCAGCGAAAGCCUCAGCUGCAGCGGCUGCGUCUGCCCAGGGCGAUCUCUGCUGAUGGGGUUCUUCACGAGUACAGCAAGGAGAGCGCAGUUGGCCAGAUGGUGUUGUUCCUGGCUGAAGCGGGCUCAUACUUCGGCAAGCAUGACAUAUUCAGGGACCACUCCAAGUUCGCCCUAUCAGAUGCCUACGUGAAUCACAUUCUUCUGCCCAACUGCCGCAUCCUACUAAUCACCAGCCGCAGAGUCAUGAUGCUCAAGUGCCCUGUGGAUCCAGCUGGCCAACCUGACUCACUGGCACUGGUGCAAGGUCCAUCCCUUGUGCGUUGGGAUGUACCAUGGGACAACCUGCUCGCAUUGGAGACCAAGUACAUUCCUAGCUUCCCUCGGCCAGAUGCUGCUGAAGCUGGGCAUUUUGCGAUUUGGAAGCCAGUGCCUCCAGAAGGGUACAUCUCCCUGGGGGAUGUGGCAUGGCGAGGGCUGACCCCCCCUCCAGCUGUGCGAGUGCACUCCAUCACGCCAGCGUCGCUAGCUGCCGGUUCUGCCAAUGCCUUUGCUACGCCAGAUGACUACUUUCUUGUGAGUGGCUUGAGAAAACGACCUGCCAAUGUCCCACUAGUUUCCCCUCCUCUCCCCUCCUCCCUACCCUGGUACUAA